AUGGCGGCCGCCGUGAAAGUAUCGAGUAUUUUUCGUAAAAGCCUUUUCAAGGGAAAAGUUGCUAUAGUUACAGGUGGUGGCACUGGUAUUGGUAAAGCAAUAACAGAGGAACUUCUUCAUUUAGGAUGUAAGGUUAUGAUAGCAUCGAGGAACAUUGACAGGCUACAGAAAGCAGCAGAGGAAAUGAGGUUAACCAUUGUUCCUAAUAAACCAACAAACCUGGCUCAUAUGCAGUGCAACAUAAGAAAAGAAGAUAAUGUUGAAGAAUUGAUUUCAACUACUCUGAAUCAAUUUGGAAAAGUGGACUACCUGGUAAACAAUGGUGGUGGUCAGUUUCCGAGUCCUGCCAGUAACAUAUCAGUCAAGGGCUGGAACGCUGUGAUAGACACAAAUCUCACAGGAACUUUUGUCAUGUGUAGGGAAGUGUACAGUCAGUGGAUGGAAAAAAAUGGUGGAGUAAUAGUCAACAUUAUUGCUGACAUGUGGAAAGGCUUCCCUUCCAUGAGUCACACUGGAGCUGCUCGGGCCGGUGUGGACAACUUGACCAAGUCACUGUCUAUAGAAUGGGCAGCUGAUGGAAUUAGAGUGAAUGCUGUAGCUCCGGGAAGUUCCAUAUAUUCAGAGACUGCUGCAGCAAAUUAUGGUGAUAACAAAAUAUUUGAUCACAUGAUCGAUGUUUUACCGGUGAAACGACUUGGAACUCCAGAAGAGAUAUCUUCCUGUGUGUGUUACUUGUUAUCACCUGCUGCUAGUCUCAUCUCUGGAGAAACGGUCAAAGUAGAUGGUGCUGCUAGCUUGUACCAUACAAGGUGGGAGAUCAGGGAUCACAAGAAAAUACCAGCAUUCACAUGGAAAGAUUACAACCCGGAAGAUGAAGACGAUGACGGACCAAAAUCCAAACUAUAAAUUACUUUGAUGAAGUGAUUGCGUGGAUGUGCGAGUGGAAACUGUCGAGUGACUCAUAAUUACCGUGUGGACGGCAGCUGAAUUAUGAUUUAAUGAUGUCAAAUAUAAUCAAUUUUUACUUAAGUUUAGAUAGAACACCAGGAAUUUUUUGUUUUAACUGCAAUUGGUUGUGUUGAUUACAAACACAUUUGUAUACAGUUUUCAAUCUUAAAAAUACAAUGUGAAAAUAUUUUAAACAGUUUUAAUUUCUGAAGUUUCUGAAGUGUAAACUUGAAGAUCAAAGUUAGACCAUUAAAUUGAGGAUAUGAAUUAAUGAUUUAUUACAUUAAGACAAUAUGUAUAAAUAUAAGAAAAUGUUUGUGCUAAACAGUUCUAAUUUUGUACUUGAGGUAAAAAAUUAGAGAAAAUGGAAUAAUUGCUACAAUGUACCCUAGACAAUAUAUCCUUCCAUUUAUUUUAUAAGGCUAGCCACUGAGCUACAACUAGUACAAUAAGAUAUAUACAUGUAUAUAUUUGUUAUUUUCUCAUUAGCAGUCUUUUAUACCUGAAUCUACAUGUACUGUCUUUCUGUCUACACCAACUAAAGCUUCUUGAACAUUUGACAAUUUUUUUUUGAAAGUUAAGAUUUCAUUCAAGUUCUUUCCCGAACUGUCCAGAUUUAUAUCAUCAAACCAAAUGAUAUUCCCUGUAGCUGUGGAAUAAAUAGGAACUGAAUCUAUAUUUGUUGUACCUUGCUGAAGUCCAUGUUUGAUCGGAAUAAGGCUCUAUAGUGGACAAUCCAUUCAAAAGCUAUUCUUGUCAUACUGUGAUAAUCAAACGGUGUAAAUAUUUAAUUGUUGUAUUUCAGGAUUUGUAAUAUAUUAAUAAUAAAUGUAUUAUUAUGAACUGUU
Pecten maximus is the source of this 1796-nucleotide messenger RNA. RefSeq names its product peroxisomal trans-2-enoyl-CoA reductase-like. Gene Ontology annotation, biological process: phytol metabolic process. NCBI's taxonomy places the organism in Eukaryota, Metazoa, Mollusca, Bivalvia, Pectinida, Pectinidae. The coding region runs from base 1 to 906 and encodes 301 amino acids. Gene Ontology annotation, cellular component: peroxisome. Gene Ontology annotation, molecular function: trans-2-enoyl-CoA reductase (NADPH) activity. The record is from RefSeq and is a predicted model, not a curated record. The transcript has 8 exons.